Ficedula albicollis (Collared flycatcher) is the source of this 9938-nucleotide messenger RNA. RefSeq names its product transforming acidic coiled-coil containing protein 2 (gene TACC2). Gene Ontology annotation, cellular component: cytoplasm. NCBI's taxonomy places the organism in Eukaryota, Metazoa, Chordata, Aves, Passeriformes, Muscicapidae. Gene Ontology annotation, biological process: cell population proliferation; mitotic spindle organization; cerebral cortex development. Bases 264 to 9476 code for a protein of 3070 amino acids. The record is from RefSeq and is a predicted model, not a curated record. The transcript has 25 exons.
AGGUUCCAACAUUAACUCAAAUCCCAGCAAAGUCUGGUACCUGGAGCAUGCUGAGGAAGCCAGUGCUGACAUCCUAGUUCUGCCACUUGUUGGAGUCUUCCAGUCCUCCUGGGUUAAAUCCUGUUUUGAUCAAGAAAAGGAUCCUCUCUGGAUGAGCAUGAAGUGUGGAUGAGGAGCCACAGGGGAAAUUCCAGCAAGCAACAGUAAAGCAGCCUGAUUGCACUUUCUCCAAUUGCUGUGUGAUCCUGGACAUCAGAGUCGGGAUGGGCAAUGAGAACAGCAGUGCAGAGAAUGAGAACACUCCACAAGACUCAGAAUUAGGCCAACCUCCUGGUAAUGGCCACAAUUUAAAAAGGGGCCCUGAGAAAAAGAGCAGAGAAGAGUCUGGAGGUCAGGACAUCUCAGAUCCUCUUGCUGCUGCUGCUGUGCCACUGGCUGAGAGCUUGUCCCCCUCCAUUCCAGGACCUACAAGCAUCGGUAAGGAAGGCAUCAGUAGCCACAGUGCUGAAGAGCUACCCAGCCCAAAUUCCAACCCAAAUUGCAGCACGGUGUCUCCAGAGGGGACGGGACAGAGCACUGCCUUGCAGGAGCAAGGGGCACAAACAGACUCUGACUUCUCAAAGCGCUCUGCUGAAGCAAGGGAGAGGAGCCUGCCUGUCACAGACUGUGCCAAAGAACCUGUCACAGGCAGCAGUGACAAAUUACACAGCCCAGACUGUGACAGAGCACAGCCAGCACCAGGGAAUGACAAAGAAGAUGGAUUAGCACAUGCUGGGUCUGUGGACAGCGCUGCUGCCUCCUCCACCAAAACCUGCGAGAAUGAGCCCGGAAUCCCAGCCCUGCAGCCCAGCCCUGCAGCAGCACCCCUGGAAAUGCAAGCAGCCACACAAACGGGUUUGGGUGAAUUAGGAUCUCUCCAGCAGGACGAGCAGCUGGGUGGCAUCAGGGAGCCACGUGUCAGCUGGGUUCCCCAGGGUGAAGCAGCAGGAGAUUAUUGUACUGCUCAGGAGCCCGAGCAGGAGAGAGGAGUUUUGGAAGUAGGUCAGCUGCAGGCAGAAAUGCAGCAAGGUAGACAGAACACAGAUGGUGGAGAGGGUCUGCUAAUGAAAAAGGAAGCAUUAAUCCCAAAUUAUCCAGCAACAGGAGGCUCAGACAGUGAAAAAUUUGGAGCAAUUGUGAAUGCUCAGGGCUUCGCUGAGAUCUGUAAUCUACAGAUGAGGGCUGAAACAGCAGCUGAAGGGAGUGAGGCAAAUCCAGCUCUAUCUGGGAGCAAAAGGAAGCAAUCAGAACCCUGCACUUUAAUGUCAGAGCUGCCUUCUAGCCCUCCAAAUCUCUUCCUGGUACCAAUGCCUGAAGAGCCUUUGAGGGAAUCUGUGCCUGGAAAUGGCUCUCAAGAUCCAGCCAGGAGUGAAGCAGUGAAAACAGCCUCUGAAAAAAACAAACCCCUUUUUCAAAGAGAGCUUCAAAAGGAGGAUGAGCUUGUUAGUGCUGAGCAUUUCAGUGUGCCUUUAUCAUUUGAGAGAGAGGAAGAAGAAAAAUCAGCUGUCACAACUGAAAGCCCAAAAGAAGCCAAUAGCAAUGAAAUUAUAAAAGCUGAUGAUGUGUCUAGAGAAAGCACCACACUUUCUGAAACAGAAAGCAUUAUUAGUCCCACUAAGGAAAAUUCACUGGUAGAUAAAAGAUUAUUACUGGAAGAAUAUGCAUUAAGUGCUACUUUGAGCACAUCCACAGAGCUGUAUCAAAAAGAAAUGGGGGCAGAUGUAGCAGGAAGAAAAAAUGGAAUCAGAACAGAGGAUGCACAAAUGUCAGAAACCAGUGAAUUACCUGAGGGCUUGAGUGGGGCAGGAAGACAAUUUUUGAGCUCUCCUAGUAGCCACCACCAGGACACGGAAAAUACCCACUUGGAACGCGAUCCUGAAAAAUUCAGCCUUUGUGAAAACACUUCAACAGGUGACCUGGGGCAAGAAGGUGGGGGAAAGCCUCUGAAUUUAGACAGCAACUUUAAAUCUCCCAAAGGCAAUUCCCAGUCUCGUGGUUGUGAACCUGAACAACAAAUGAGCAAAGAGAAAGCAGCUGCCCCAGAUGGGCUGGAGAACAAGCUCGUGGCUCCACUGCAGCUGGCAGGGGAGGAAUGCCCACGGAGUUCUGAUUGCUUUAACACUGAGGCUGAAGGCAAAACGUGGGACCAGUCAGGCUGUAACAGCACUGAAAAGGCUUGUUUAGAUGGUGCACACAGUUCACUGCCCCUCCACCCUGGGAACAAUCAUAUUAAGCAGAGUAAGCAGGAUGAAUCCUGGGAAAAGGCUUUUGCUAGAGAAGCUGUGUUGGAAUCUGAACACAAAGCUGGGAGUCAAGACAAGCCUGAGAGCUCCAGCAAGCCAGGAGAAAGUGCAGAAAUGCCUGAGUUAAAACUUGAUCUCCAGGCAUUAAAUGAGUUGGCAGGGACUAUGGGACAAAGCAAGGAGGCCUCACAGGCUCUGGAAACCAAAGAACAGAACAGUCACAUCACCAAAGCACUUCACAGAGAUCCAGAGCAGGAACCUGCAGAUGCACACAGCAGUGCUGGGGAUGGAAAUCAGAAUGAAGGUGUUCAACAAGAGAGGCACCAAAGUGCAGUGAAAAGUUCUGCGGAGGAUGAAGAUUUGGCUCAGGAAAGUAAAUGUAAAUUGGAUGUGCAAACUCAGCUGGAGCAAGUGGCUGCAGAAAGUCACAGAAAUACACAGAUGGCUCCUUCAGAACCUCCCAAAACUGCAGCCAGCGCUUCAGGACUUACUGAUCACCAAGGUCACACGGAGGAAAGGGGUGACAGCCACGUCCCUGCAAAGAGCUGCCCCUCUGAGAGGGACACGUGCAGCUCUCCGGAGCUCCUGCAGCGCCGUGUCCCCGAGGGGCAGGAAAGUGAAGGUGUUCCAAAUGUUCCAACAGCUCCUCCCCAAGCACAGCAAGCAGAGCAGUCUCUGCCUGCUGCUGGUGACAGCGGCUGGAGCUCAAACACAGGGCUGGAACAGCAGGAGCAGCAGAGCAGGCUGGCAGCUGUCGGGAGAGCAGAUGGUCAGCGGCCCAAAGGAGGGGCACCACAACCUGGGCGCUCGGACCCCGGCAAUCACAGCAACUCACCACAAAUACCUCUGGACGUCUCACAGCACCCUGACAAACAAUCCUCUGUGCCAGGCCCAGCGCCACCCCAGUGUGGCUCUGAUGGGCCAAAAGAGCAGGACAAGGAUGACAGCAGCGCUGAGGAUGCGAGCAAACACGGGCAAAACACUUCUGGUGCGACUGCGCUCAAUUUGCGAGAUGGCAAGGAGCAAAACAAAACCCAUCUCACGGCAGAAGAAAAGUGCUGCAGUCAGCAAAACUCAAGCAAGCCCGAGCAGGGUGAUAAUUCUUUGAUCUCAGCGAGGCAGCAUGAAGCUGCAUGUCAGAGAGACACGUUUUGUAAAGAACUUGAAAAGAAUGAGCAGCCAGGCAGCGUGUGCAGGGGAGAGGAUAAUGCUGGUGAAAGCUCUGCUGCUGCUGUAAACACUCUUCCAGGGACACAGGAUUCAGCAAGCGCCACUAACAUAUCACAGGCUUUGCCAAGCAAUACAGAAAUAGCACAUACUUCUGAUAAUUCUGAGAAAAAUGAUCCCCAAAUAUCUCGUCCAGAAAUGCAAAGGAAAAUGCCAUUAAUGGCAAAAAACUCAGAAAAUAUUCUGACUGCUGAUGGGGGAAUCACCCUGAAAGAUGGAAGCAUGGGGAUGAGUUGUGAGGACAGUGCUUCUGUCCCAGAAACAAGCAAUAUAAAGCCUGAUACAAGUCCAGGGGCUCAAGGAGCUCCUUCACCAUUACAGGCACACAGGGAAGUGAUUCCCACUGAUAACUCACAUAAAUCCAGCUGCAUUCAAAAUGCAGCAGAGCAACCUGGUUAUCAUCAAGCAGAUUUUACAAUUUCUGCACUCAGCCAUCCCAGCCAGCAACCUGGAAACAACAUGGACAAGGGUACUGGGGGGGAUUCACUAAAUAGUGAGCUGGAAGUUGUAGCUUCCCCAAACACCGUGAAAGGUAACUCUAAUUUGCAGGGUCCCCCAGGUCCUCAGGUGUCAGAACCCUUAGGUGUUUCACCCAGUGUAAACACAGGUAAAGCAGCAAAUUCAGAAAAUAGCUCUGCAGGGAAUAUAUGUGUAAGUGAAACGGAAUGUCCAGACCAAAGUUUUCAAGGUGAUGGAGAGAGAAUUUUUGCCCUGUCAGAGACUCUGAAUGUAGGGCAGAGAACUGGAAACUUAUCACACUUCAACUCUGAGAAGCUGAAGAAAGAGAUCUCUGCAAUUAAAUCCAAAAACACAAAAAGUGAGCUAAACUUCAAAGAACAGCAAAGUGACAGUUCAGCAGAGUCUCUGUUAGCACUCCCUACUCCAGAAGGGAAGCUGCUGAGCCUUUCAUCAUCACAAGAAGGCUGUAAUGAGGAAAUUGCAACCAAUAUCUGUGCAGAUGACAAGUACGGUAAGAUCUUAGAGAAACCUGGGAAUUCAGAAAAAAUGGAAGAGCUUUCAAAACAGAAUAACAACAUAACCAGGGCAGACAACAGUGUUUCUGAGCAGUCUGCAGAGAACUCUGGAAGGGAGCAUGAGGCUCUGACUUGCAGCUCUCUGGACAUUGGCUCCAGCAUCCCGGACUUCAGGGAGCACAUCAGCCAGAUUUUUAAAAAAACUGUCCACAGCACACUGAGUACUGAAUUACCCCAACUUUUGACUGAAAACCAUGCAGGCUUCAAGCAGAGUCCAGUGGCCAAGGACCCAGCAGAACUCUGUGGUGCUGAGAACUUUUCAGAGCCAAACAAGGCGGGCAAAGGAGCUCCCGAGAGCAGCACAGAAGCAGAGGGACGAGAGUUGCCUUUAGCUACUGAGAUUUCCUGCAAAGCUGCCAAGGGCAAAUCUCUGCAACAAGAAAACACAGUGGCAGAGCUGCCACCAGCAAGUCUCCAGGACACUGAGGAAAGCAGGCAGCCCGCUGGCUGUUUAGAAGUGGUCCCCAGCUUGGAUGGCGCUCCAUCUGCUGAACAAGCUCUGGAAAAUCUGCAAAAGCUGGGCAAGCCCACUGAGAGCAGUGGGAUGGAAAGAGAGGAAGGCGUGUGUGCUGGUGGCGUGGAUCCUGAAUCACUAAUAGGCUUAGAGAUAAAGAGGCAAGGACCAGCUUCAUCUGAUGGGGCAGCAGCUGAGAACUUCCCUGCAUAUUCCGACAGCCAGCAGCAGCGCAGCAGAGCUGUUAUCUCUGCAGGUGAACAGGGCAGGGACAUAGAAGAUGCUGCUGCCACAGAGGGAAAUAACUUAAUUACAGAGUGCAAUGCAGAACCAGUUUCCUCUGAAGAGGAUGUAAGCCUUCCUGCUGCACAGUGCCUGGAUCCCAAGCCAAAUGAACAGGAGAAAAGCGAGUACGGUGAUGCAGACGUUGCCAAGAGCAUCUCUGACAUGGCAUCUUCAACGCUUGUCCCAGGAGGGUCUUACAGCCAUCAAAAAUUGCCAGACAAUUUCAGUGUGUCACCUGAGGAAAAUCAGGAGGCAAAGAUUCACAGCGAUUUCGUGCGUGGCAUUAGGUCUCAGAGUGACACACAGAUGAUACAGGACGAAGCAGUAAACAGGGAACGCUCGGAAACAUCGGGAAAUUCUCAAGAUGCACAGCAAGAAAAGAAAGUGAGCAUGCAUGGGUUAAUAGAUUACUUAAAAACUGAAGUAAGCCAGGAUGAUUGCUUGCAAAGGGACUGUAAACUAGAAUCUGGCAGUCUGACAGGGGGAGACGUGAAAGAGAGCAGUGACACAGUGCUAGGCACAGCAAGGACAGGUCAUGAAAAAAGUGGAGACAUCCCUGAAACUGGAACUGCAAGGAUGUUAGUCACUGCUGAGGGAGACUUAGCUAUAAACACGAGCACUGAAGAGCAGGAGGCAAACCUGCACAAAAAUCACUCCCCAGCCCUCCCUGUGAUGGAGCAGGGUGAGCAUUCUGCACGUGCAGCUCUCGCUACUGCUGAAAAUCAGCCAAGCAAGAUGAAUUCAGAACACGAAAUCUCCCUCCAGGAUGCCAAAGGAAAGCUAUCACCGCUUGCAUUAACUGAGCCUAAGAGCCUUCACCUCAGUGAACUUCAGGACAUGGCUGUGGCAGGAUUACCCACUGAAAGCCCUCCUGGGCCAGGUGAUGAUAAUCAGUUGGCUUCUGCCCUCGAUCCCUGUGAGCAUCCCUUAGCUGUGUCUGCAGCCCUUGGAAAUGCUGUGCCGGUGGGAGCUGCCGAGCUGACUGCAGCCAGCACUUCCAAGCCUGACAGCUGCAAAGGAGUUGAUAACCACGCUUCUGAGGAUGUACCUUUGGCUGUGGCCCCUGGUGAUGGUGUAGAGCUGCCUGCUCAAGAAACCAAAGGUUUCACAAGGGAGAAAAAAAGGAGCUCUGACUCUGAAGAAGCAUUUGAGACCCCAGAGUCCACUACACCUGUCAAGGCACCACCUUCACCUCCACAGCCACCCCCUGAAGCAGCAGCAGCAGCAGCAGUUGUUGCAGACGUAGCAGAGCAGGAAAUAAAACCUCAGCUGCCCGUGGAAGAUACAGGACUGUGUUCGGAAGCCGAGCCUGUCACCGAUGUGUCACACAGUGAGCCCGUCCAGGAGAGCCCUUUCCGUCCCCCUUGCCAUUCCUUCUCCACCGUCUUCGACGAGGACAAGCCCAUAGCCAGCAGUGGAACCUACAACUUGGACUUUGAUAACAUCGAGCUGGUCGAUUCUCUCCAUGCCUUAGGGCCGAGCUCUGCAGAGCCCAAGAGCCGUGACCCCAAAGCAAAUGUCCGCAGGAAAUCCACGGACUCGGUCCCAGUUUCCAAAUCCACGUUGUCUCGAUCUCUCAGCCUGCAGGCCAGUGAUUUUGAUGGAGCAUCUCACCUCGGCAACAGCGAGACAUUAGCCCCAUCAGCAGAUGCGUAUGGCACAGGUUCCAGCAGCGCUUCCAGUACGCUCAAGAGAACGAAAAAACCCAGACCAGCUUCCGUAAAAAAGAAGCAGGCGGCCAAAAAAGCCCUGGAUGCUCCACUGGUGAAGGAAACCCCACAAGAACCGCCUGAGCUUGAGCAAGCAGCUUGUGAGGAUAAAGCACCCGAGGUGAAGGCUGACUCAGCAAAGCCCGAAUGUACUGAACCUUCCAAAGUCUCUGCUGAGAAAGAGGAGGCCCCGCCCGUGCCUGAAGGAUCCGAGCCUUCGGAUCCGGCCCGUUUCGAAGGGAUUAGUGCGUUUAGCUCCGGGGGCAGCAAAGUGCAGAACUCGCCCCCUGGCAGCAGGAAAAGGCUGCCUCUCACCACGGCCCCCGAGGCUGGGGAGGUGACUCCGCCCGACACCGGGGGACAGGAGGACCCUCCCGCCAAAGGCCUGGCGCUCAGGCUGGAGUUUGAUUAUUCUGAGGAGAGAGGGGGGAGCGAAGAGCAGCAGGAGAGCGCUCCUCCUCCCAAAAAAGCAGGGAAAAAGCCUGGUGCUAAAAUGCCGCUACGGAGGCCAAAGACUAAAAAAGCGGUGGAGAAGCUUGACAAUGCUCCAAGCACCCCGACCAAGUCGCCCGCUGACCCGAACGAAAUCCCCAUCACCAAGGGCUCCUACACCUUUGAUAUCGACAAGUGGGACGAUCCCAAUUUUAACCCCUUCUCAUCCAGUACAAAAAUGCAGGAAUCGCCCAAACUGCCUCAACAAACAUACAGCUUCGAGCCGGACAUGUGUGAGGACUCCAUUGACCCUUUCAAGUCUUCUUCCAAGAUAGCCAGCUCGCCUUCCAAAUCUCCAGCUUCCUUUGAGAUCCCAGCCAGUGCCAACGAAACGAACGGAACGGAAGGAGACAGCCUGAACAAACCUGCCAAGAAGAAGAAGACGCCACUAAAAACGAUGGUAGAAGAUGUGAUGUCUGUAUGUUCUCUGUUUGAUACAUUUAGGGUGAAAAAAUCACCAAAAAGAUCCCCACUAUCAGAUCCUCCUUCUCAGGAUCCUACUCCACUGCCAACUCCAGAAACACCUCCUGUCAUCUCCACGGUGGUCCACGCCACGGAUGAGGAGAAGCUGGCGUCCUCCGUGACGGGGCAGAAAUGGACCUGCAUGACCGUGGAGCUGAACACGGACAAGCAGGACUACCCACAGCCCUCUGACCUGUCCACCUUCGUCAACGAGAGCAAGUUCAGCUCUCCCACAGAGGAAUUGGAAUAUGGCAACUCAUAUGAAAUAGAAUAUAUGGAGAAAAUAGGCUCCUCUGUGCCUCAGGAUGAUAGCACCCCGAAGAAGCAGUCCUUGUACCUAAUGUUUGAUGCCCAGCAGGAGAGCCCAGUGAAAUCACCUCCCAUCAGAUUGUCUGACUCCACAUCUCCCUGCUCAGGGUCAAGUUUUGAAGACCCUGAAGCCCAGCAGUCCUCUGGCAUGAAAAUACCACACCCAGCUUCCCGAGUGCUAGCUGCCAGCCAAGAGGCACAUUUACAGUCCCCUGACAAGGGCAAGCAGAAAGAGCUGGAGCCCAUGACUCUAGGAACAACUCCAGAGGCUAUUGAAAUUACAUCUCCUGAAGACUCCUUUGUCUCUGCUGAUGCUCUUCUCAAUAGGAUAUCUAAGAAAGCCUCAAUAUGUGAUCAGCCUGAAUAUCUAGAUCCUGACCUAGCAGAAAAGAACCCCCCAGUAUUUGCCCAGAAACUUCAGGAGGAGCUAGAGUUUGCUGCCAUGAGGAUAGAAGCGCUGAAGUUAGCCAGGCAGAUUGCCCUCUCCUCUUUGCGCUCCAAGAGAGAACCUGCUAUCCCAGCAGAUGUUUCCAUCUCCAAAAGUGCACUGUACUCCCGCAUCGGCGCCUCGGACGCCGAGAGCACCGCGGCUCUGCUCUACCCCCAGCAGGACUUGGACUCUGCCCUCCGGCUCGCCAGAGCAGAGAUUGUGGCCAAGGAAAGGGAAGUAUCUGAAUGGAAAGAGAAAUAUGAAGAAAGCAGAAGGGAAGUGAUGGAAAUGAGAAAAAUAGUUUCGGAAUAUGAGAAGACCAUUGCUCAGAUGAUAGAGGAUGAACAGAGAGAGAAAUCUGUCUCCCACCACACUGUUCAGCAGCUCAUAGUGGAGAAAGAGCAAGCUCUGGCUGAUCUGAACUCAGUGGAGAAAUCCCUGGCAGAUCUUUUCAGAAGGUAUGAGAAGAUGAAAGAAGUCCUGGAGGGGUUUCGGAAGAAUGAAGAAGUGUUGAAGAAAUGCGCGCAGGAAUAUUUGUCACGAGUGAAGAAGGAAGAGCAGAGGUAUCAGGCACUCAAAAUACACGCUGAGGAAAAACUGGACAGAGCCAAUGCUGAAAUUGCACAAGUGAGAGGCAAGGCCCAGCAGGAGCAGGCAGCGUACCAGGCCAGCCUUCGGAAGGAGCAGCUCAAAGUGGAUGCCUUGGAGAGAACACUGGAACAAAAGAAUAAAGAGAUUGAAGAAUUAACAAAGAUUUGUGAUGAACUGAUUGCCAAAAUGGGGAAAAGCUAACUUUUAACCAAAUUUCUGGACUUCAAUAUUGAGUGCAAUAUGACCAUUGGCACACUGAUGUCCAUACAUUUAUGUGGACAGGUUAUAUUUUCACUUUUUCGUAUGCACUACUGUAUUUUCUUUCUAAAUAAAGUUGAUUUAAUUGUAUGCAGUACUAAGAUGACUAUCAGAAUUUCUUGCUAUUGUUUGCAUUUUCAUAGUAUAAUUCAUAGCAAGUUGAUCUCAAAGUUCCUGUAUCAGGGAGAUUGUCAAGUUCUCUAAGAAAUUACAAAUUGCUGAUCCUAGCCUUCCCUUUGUACAUGAGUUCCCAUGUUGGAUGUCUUUUGGAUUUAAUAUAAACAUGUAUUACUUGCAUGGGGACUCUUGCCUUAAGGAAUGUAAACUUUAUCUGCAUUUGCUGAUUUGUAAAAUAAAAAUUUAAAACAACAAAAAAAAAAAAAGGAAAAUGCAUGUCACAAAUGA